This is a messenger RNA of Fukomys damarensis (Damara mole-rat), 2247 nucleotides long. It is a transcript of the gene Galns, whose product is annotated as galactosamine (N-acetyl)-6-sulfatase. The record is from RefSeq and is a predicted model, not a curated record. Gene Ontology annotation, molecular function: arylsulfatase activity; N-acetylgalactosamine-6-sulfatase activity. Bases 260 to 1831 code for a protein of 523 amino acids. Lineage: Eukaryota; Metazoa; Chordata; Mammalia; Rodentia; Bathyergidae. The transcript is spliced from 14 exons.
CUGCUUUGUGGGCCCAGGUUUGGCUCAUCUGUCGCUCAGCCUUUCAGGCCCCCGCCUUUCCUGUCAUUUAGCGGGCGCAGCCCCCGCCUGUCCAGUCCGGAGUCGCCCGACUCCUCUCCGCCACUCACCCUGCCCCUCCUGUCACAGCGCCAGACCCAUCCCGGCUGUUGUAGUCCGGCCCUUUCACGUCACUCAGCGCGGGGCCCCUUCCCCUGGCUGGUGAAGAAGACGUGAGGCCCUCUCCUUGGCUGGUCUCGCCAUGGCGGCGGUGGUCCUGGUGCGGAGGGGAUGGCGGCUGCUGCUGGUGGUGAGUGCCGCGGGGCUCGCAGCCCUGGGAUCCCCGCAGCCCCCUAACAUCCUGCUGCUGCUGAUGGACGACAUGGGGUGGGGUGACCUGGGAGUGUACGGAGAGCCUUCCAGAGAGACCCCGAACCUGGACCGCAUGGCUGCAGAGGGGAUGCUGUUCCCCAACUUCUACUCUGCCAACCCCCUGUGCUCACCAUCUAGGGCAGCCCUGCUCACUGGACGGCUGCCCAUCCGCAAUGGCUUCUACACCACCAAUGCUCAUGCCAGGAAUGCAUACACCCCCCAGGAGAUAGUGGGCGGCAUCCCCGACUCCGAGCGCCUCCUGCCCACACUCCUGAAGGAGGCUGGCUACGCCACCAAGAUCGUGGGCAAGUGGCACCUGGGUCACAGGCCCCAGUUCCACCCCCUGAAGCACGGAUUUGAUGAGUGGUUUGGAUCUCCCAACUGUCACUUUGGACCUUAUGACAACAAGGCCAAGCCCAACAUCCCUGUGUACAAGGACUGGGAGAUGGUUGGCAGAUUUUAUGAAGAAUUCCCGAUCAAUGUGAAGACUGGGGAAUCCAACCUCACCCAGAUCUACUUAGAGGAAGCCCUGGACUUCAUCAGGCGGCAGCAGGCGAUGCAGCGCCCAUUCUUCCUGUAUUGGGCAGUGGAUGCCACACACGCUCCUGUGUAUGCCUCCCAGCCUUUCCUGGGCAGCAGCCAGCGUGGGCGGUAUGGGGAUGCGGUUCGGGAGAUUGAUGACAGUGUUGGGAAGAUGCUGAGCCUGCUGCGGACCCUGAGCAUUGCUGAAAGCACCUUCAUCUUCUUCACCUCUGACAAUGGUGCCGCCCUUGUGUCUGCCCCCAGCCAAGGUGGCAGCAAUGGCCCCUUCCUGUGCGGGAAGCAGACCACCUUUGAAGGUGGGAUGAGGGAGCCUGCAAUUGCGUGGUGGCCUGGGCACAUCCCUGCUGGCCAGGUGAGCCACCAGCUAGGCAGCAUCAUGGACCUUUUCACCACCAGCCUGGUCCUUGCGGGCUUGACGCCCCCCAGCGACAGGGUGAUCGACGGCCUCAACCUGCUCCCUGCCAUGCUGCAGGGCCAGCUGAGGGACAGGCCCAUAUUCUAUUACCGUGGGAACACGCUGAUGGCUGUCACCCUCGGCCAGUACAAGGCCCACUUCUGGACCUGGACCAACUCCUGGGAGGAGUUCAGCCAGGGUAUCGACUUCUGCCCUGGGCAGGACAUCUCAGGAGUCACCACACACACCCAGAAGGAGCACACUACACUGCCACUGCUCUUCCACCUGGGGCGUGACCCCGGGGAGAGGUUCCCACUCAGCUUUGCCAGCACUGAGUACGAGGGUGCACUCAGCAGGAUCACCCUGGUUGUCCAGCAGCACCAGGACAGCUUGGUCCCCGGACAGCCGCAGCUCAACGUGUGUGACCAGGCAGUCAUGAACUGGGCACCCCCAGGCUGUGAGAAACUUGGCAAGUGUCUGCCGCCUGCAGAGUCCGUCCUGGAGAAGUGUUCCUGGCCUCAUUAGCAUGUGCUUGGACCCAGGUCAGGCCCAGGAUCUCCCUGCUAGCGCCUGAGCGAAGGAAGCAUCCCAGGCAGAGGGCACCUGCGACCAGCAGCAGCACCUGCCCACUACCCCUAGCCCAGUUCUCUGUUCCAUGCCCUGGAGGGCUCCGGCUGCUGCUUCAACCCGAAUGUUGAAGUUGCCGGUUCUGUGCUGAGCCCACGAUGUUGUGGGCCUAGUGGAUGGAACAUCGCAGAGACUGAAGGACAAGAGCCUGGCACACGCACCUGGCUGCCCGGAGCACGUGGGAGGAAGUGUUCAUCUGCCAGGGCUGUCAUGCCCACGCUGGGCUGCUGCACAAGUUGGGAAAUAACAGAAAAAUAAAAGAAUGAGCGGCAUCUCCGUUCUGUAGCUGUGGUUUUUUAAGCAGGGCGUGGUGC